CCUGGUGACCUUUGAGGAUGUGUGUGUGGCUUUCUCAGAGGAGGAGUGGGCUCUGCUGGACCCAGGCCAAAGGGCUCUGCACCGGGAAGUCAUGGAGGAGAAUUAUGGGAAUCUGGCCUCUCUCGGGUGGGAGGCCAGGAGUGCAGAAGAUCAGAGAAGGAAAACUGAAGCAAAGACAAAGGGAAGGAAAGAAUCCAGGGUAACUGAAGGUGUCAGGUUCACUUCAAUUCAAGAAGAAAAUCACAAAGGAAAGAAAAAGAUUAAUCUAUCCCCCUGGGCAAAAGGCUUAAGUGGUACGUCAAAGGACAUAACAGAACAGAGAAUGCAAAAUGAUGAGACACAGUGGAAGUGGUCAGAGUAUAGGAUGGGCAUUGACAAAAUCCUGAUUUUCCAUGCAAGACUGCAGUUGGAGAAGGGAUUACACAGAUGUUCGGAAUGCGGGAAAAGUUUCAGAAAGAAGGGCAACCUCACUGUACAUCAGAGACUGCACACUGGAGAAAAGCCAUAUACAUGCUCUGAGUGUGGAAAAAGUUUCACUCGCUACUCAGGUCUUGCUUCCCAUGAAAGAAUUCACACAGGGGAGAAACCGUAUGCAUGCACCAAGUGUGGAAAGAGUUUUGGUCACUUUUCAAACCUUGCUUACCAUGAAAGAAUCCACACAGGGGAGAAACCAUACACAUGCUCUGAGUGUGGGAAGAGUUUCGCAAUCUUCUCAUCUCUCACUUCCCAUCAAAGAAUCCACACAGGAGAAAAAUCAUAUAAAUGCUCUGAGUGCGAAAAGUGUUUUAGUCAUCAUUCAAGUCUUACUUCCCACCAAAGAAUUCACAUGGGGGAAAACCCAUAUAAAUGCUUGGAAUGUGGAAAGAGCUUCAACCACAGUGCGAGCUUUACUUACCAUCAAAGAAUCCAUGCAUCAGAAAAAUUAUAUAAACACUCAGAACGUGGAAAGAGCUUCAGAAACCACUUAAAUGUUACUUUUAAUGCAUUCCACAUCAGGGAAAAACCAUAUAAGUGUACAAAGUGCAGGAGCAGUUUCAGUCGCCCUUCAGGCCUUGCUUACCACCAAAGAAUACACACAGGGGAGAAACCAUAUAAAUGCAUCAAGUGCGGAAAGGAUUUCAGCCGCUUUUCAAGCUUGACUUAUCAUGAAAGAAUUCACACAGGGGAGAAACCAUACACAUGCACAGAGUGUGGAAAGAGGUUCACAGCCUGCUCAUCCCUUGUAUCCCAUCAAAGAAUACACACAGAGGAAAAAGCAUAUAAAUGCCCUGAGUGUGGAAACAGCUUCACUCACCCUUCAAGCCUCGCUUCUCAUCGAAGAAUUCAUACGAAGGAGAAACCAUACACAUGCUCUGAGUGUGGAAAGAGCUUCACUUACAGCUCGGGCCUUUCUUCUCAUCAAAGAAUCCAUACAGGGGAGAAACCAUACAAAUGCCCAGAAUGUGGAAAGUGCUUCAGUCACUGUUCAGGCCUUGCUUCUCAUCAAAGAAUUCACACAGGGGAGAAACCUUAUAAAUGUUCUGAGUGCGGGAAGGGCUUCACUUACAGCUCGGGCCUUUCUUCCCAUCAAAGAACCCAUACAGGGGAGAAACCGUACAAAUGCUCAGAAUGUGGAAAGUGCUUCAGUCACUGCUCAGGCCUCGCUUAUCAUCGACUGGUCCACGCAGGGGUGAAACCCUAUAAAUGCUCUGAGUGCGGAAAGAGCUUUGGUCAUAGGGGAAAUCUCACUUCCCAUCAAAAGAUCCACACAGGAGUGAAACCAUACAGAUGUUCUGAGUGUGGAAAGAGCUUUGGUCACAGCUCAGGCCUGUCUUCCCAUCAGAGAAUCCAUACAGGGGAAAAACCAUAUCAGUGCUUGCAGUGUGGGAAGAGCUUCAGUCACAGUUCAGGCCUUGCGUAUCAUCAGAUACUCCAUACGGAAGAGAGAUUAUAUAAUUGCUUAGAGUGUGGGAAGAGUUUCAGUCACAGCUCAGGCCUCACUUCCCAUCGAAGGAUCCAUACAGGAGAGAAGCCAUAUAAAUGUUUAGAGUGCGGGAAGAGCUUCAGACAGAGCUCGAGACUCACUUCCCAUCAAAGAAUCCACACAGGAGAGAAACCAUAUCAGUGCUCAGAGUGCGGGAAGAGCUUCAGUCACGAUUCGGGCCUUGCUUCCCAUAAAAGAAGAAUCCACACUGGGGAGAAACCAUACAAAUGCACAGAAUGCGGAAAGAGCUUCAGUCACAGCUCCAGCUUUAAUUCCCAUCAGAGAAUCCACACGGGAGAGAAACCAUAUACCUGUUCUGAGUGUGGGAUAAGCUUCAGUCAUAGCUCGAGCCUUACAACCCAUGAAAGACUCCACACAGCAGAGAAACCAUACACAUGCUCUCAGUGUGGCAAAAGCUUCAUUCACAGCUCGGGUCUUGCUUACCAUCAAAGAACCCACACAGGAGAGAAACCGUAUAAAUGUUCAGAGUGCGGAAAGAGCUUCAGUCGCAGCACGAACCUUACUUCUCAUCAAAGAGUCCACACGGGGGAAAAACCAUACAAAUGCUUAGAGUGUGGAAAGAGCUUCAAAGUGAGCUCAAACCUUACUUCUCAUCAAAGAAUUCACACAGGAGAGAAGCCGUAUACUUGUGCUGAGUGUGGGAAAAGCUUCAGGCAUAGCUCAAACUUUGCUUCCCAUCAAAAAAUCCACACAGGGGACAAACCGUAUAAAUGUGCAGAGUGUGGAAUGGGCUUCAAUCAGAGUGCAAGCCUUACUUCCCAUAUAAGGACACAUACUGGGGAGAAACCAUAUAAAUGCCUGGAGUGUGGAAAGAGCUUUAGUCAUAGCACAAAUCUUACUUCCCAUCAAAGAAUUCACACAGGAGAAAAACCCUACAAAUGUUCAGUGUGUGGAAUGAGCUUCCGCCAGAGUGCACGCCUAACUUCCCACCGAAGAAUCCACACUGGAGAGAAACCAUAUAAAUGUUCAGUGUGUGGAAGAAGCUUCAGUCAGAGCUCGAGUCUUACAUCCCAUCAAGGAAUCCACACUGGGGAGAAACCAUAUAAAUGCUCAGUAUGUGGGAAGAGCUUCAGUCAGAGCUCAAGCCUGGCAUCCCACCAAGGAAUCCAUACAGGAGAGAAACCGUAUAAAUGUUCAGAGUGUGGGAUGAGCUUCCGUCAAAGUUCACGCCUUACGUCACACCAAAGAAUCCACACAGGGGAAAAACCAUACACUUGCUCAGAGUGUGGGAAGAGCUUCAGUCAGAGCUCAAAUCUUAUAUCCCAUCAAGGCAUCCACAUGGGGGAGAAACCUCAUAAAUGUUCAGAAUGUGGGAAGAGUUUCAUUCGGAAGGAGUACCUUACUUCCCAUCAAAGAAUACAUACUGGAGAGAAACCCUAUGCAUGCCCAGACUGUGGGAAGACUUUCCGUCAGAACUCAAGCCUUACUUCCCAUCAGAGAACUCACACAGGGGAGAAACCAUACAGCUGCUCAGAGUGUGGAAAGAACUUUAGCAAGAGGUCAAGCCUUACCUGCCAUCAAAAAAUCCACACAGGGUACAAACCCUAUAAAUGCCUGGAGUGUGGAAAGAGCUUCCUUUGGGAAUCAAAACUGAAGAGACAUCAAAGUAGUCACAGAGGGGAGAAACCACGUAAAUCCUCAGAGCGUGGGAAGCGCUUCGUUCAGGACACUCCCUUUGCUUCGCAUCAGACAACUCGCAUAGAAGUUAAGCCAGAGAGCUGUACGAAUGGUGACAAUGAAGAAAUAGCUUCAAACGUAACUCAGGUCUUGGAACCUUUGAAGAAUCCACUGAAGGCAGAAAUAAUAUAAAUAGGUCGACUGUGGAAAGCAUGUAAACCAUAGCUGUGAUAGAGACAGGGAAAAGUUCCUUCUCCACCGUU
Messenger RNA from Heteronotia binoei (common prickly gecko), 3864 nucleotides. RefSeq names its product zinc finger protein 721-like. The record is from RefSeq and is a predicted model, not a curated record. The transcript is spliced from 3 exons. Bases 92 to 3793 code for a protein of 1233 amino acids. NCBI's taxonomy places the organism in Eukaryota, Metazoa, Chordata, Lepidosauria, Squamata, Gekkonidae.